GCUCAUCGCGCAUUCACUAUGACUGCUGAACCAACGGCUGCGCUGGACUUACUGCGCUUCCUUGCCCUUUCCCUCGAGGUGCACACCGAUGCCCUCUGCUGUGCCGUGGAUGAUGUCGAGGCCGCCAUCGUUGAGUUUUCCAUCAACGACGAGCUGAUGGAUCGCCUCGAAGAUGAACUGGCGGUCCUGCUGGGGCGACAACGGCGCAUGCACGCCGGUCAGGCGAUGAUUGCCCUGUCCCAGAAGGAGCGUCUUCGCGGCAACGCGCUGCGGCGCGAUGAGCACCCACCGUCUCAGCCGUGGGGAGAUAAACGGAUCCAAACUUCACGUACGCACUCCCGUGCAGCUAGCACUGCGACGGGGCAAUGGAGCGCUGUGCGUUCGCCGAGACAGCCGGCGGAGAGUGAGAUGCGAGAGGACUUCUCUGAUGGCGCGUCAACGCGGUGCCUUUCUAACGCCGAAGGCUCGCUCGAGGCCGACGUCGCUGCGGUUGAUCACCGCGUUGAUCUCCUCAAAGCCAAAAUCGAAGAGCUGGACUGUUACUCAUUGCGCGGAAAGCUAUUACAGCUGGAAAAGAUGAAGAAGGCCGUGAAGGACAUCGACCUGGGGAGGCUAAUGGAGAGUGUUGUCGACAACUUUGAGUUUCCGCCAGCCGUGCGGACCCUCUGGGCCUCAGGUAGUAGCUCAUCCCCUUCGUGUGCCUCCGCUGCGGUCGGCGUAUCGUAUGCGUCGUCCUCCACCCUCUCUGUCGCUGCCCACAACACUUCAUCGCGCAGCAUCACAAUGCGCAGCAGCAACGAAACGACGUUAGCGCAGCAUGCCGCCGGUAAAGGCGAUGUCGUGAACCACACGAAUGUUGAUCUGCUGCUGGCACGUGCCUGUCAGCGACUGGCUGGACGCUCCGUCGAUGCACUGGAGGCCCUCGCAUCGACGAACGUGUCAGAGGAGAGCGCCGCCGCUCACGUGCUCGGGUGCGUGGUGUACGCCGCUGAGUUUGACCGCAGCGACUGGAGCGAGCUGCGGGCGGUGAUGGAGUUGCAGACCCUGCCACGCGACGCGCUUGCACGGCGGUACCGUCGGUGGGAGAAGCAGAGCAUCUGCAAAGCCAGCAUCGACGCUCGUUGCUUCGGCGCCCGUUGCACGGUGCUCGCCGCGCAGGACUUUAGUGCCCUGCCCGCUGACUGGGCGACGUCGCAGUCAUUGAGCCGUAUUCCGUUGGACGAAGUGCUGCAGCCCAUGCGACACCUCCUCAGCCCCCGCUUUACCUUUGUGAAUGUGGCGGAGCUGAAACACCUGCAGGCGAGACGAGUGGCGUUGCAGCGAAAGAUCGUGCAGUUUCUGUUGGGCGGCCCGGCAACCAGUGAGGAGCUGCUGCGACAGGUGCCGUGCAGCGACGUGGAUCGCGCCGUUGCAGCGGCUCGGCUGGCAGUGGGGGAGAGCACACCCCCUACUAUUUCCGGGCAUGCGUGGAAGACGAUGGUGCGAGUUCCACGAAAAGCCUAG
Molecule: messenger RNA, 1503 nt
Organism: Leptomonas pyrrhocoris
Lineage: Eukaryota; Euglenozoa; Kinetoplastea; Trypanosomatida; Trypanosomatidae
Exons: 1
Coding region: 19-1503 (494 amino acids)
Source: RefSeq, a predicted model, not a curated record